AAAAAUUGUUUGUUUAUCUGUUUUGUUUUAAAUAUUUUUUGAAACAAAUUGCUUAAAAUACAUUAAAUUUUGUGAUAUUUGUCAAUAGAAAUACAAUAAAAAUAUGGAAGAUAUAAAUAAUUUGCUACAGAUGGUUGAAACAUAUCCUGUUCAGUUGGAACAAAUGACAGAAGAAUUCUUGAUAAAACUGCGUGUGAUUUUGUGGGGACAAGAAGCAGCCGUAUCAGCUGCCAAUAAAGAAAAACUAGAGGAUUUUCCAGUGGCGUCACCACAACAGACCAAAAAGCGUGUCAAGCGCUUGACUUCCUUAAAUGAAGAUAAUGAAGCGGAAGAUAAUUUGCAAAAACUUGCAGUUGGUGGCAAGAAUUUAAAAAAAUCACUUUCACCUCGUAAAAGCAAGCGAUCAAAUGCAGAGCUAUUAGCUACCGCUGAAGCAAUCGAAGAUGAUAAUAAAGAACAAGGAAUGCAACCGCCUGUGGCAGCGCCAAGAACACUAGAUAAGACCUCCGUUGCCGUUAGUGCGGAAGAAGUAGCGGGGCAUACAGAAGAUAAUAUCAGAAACUCAGAUGCAACAAAUCUCAUGCCACCACCGCCCGUUCCUACCGCUUGCGUUGCUGAGGAAACGUUAAAUAAACGUCCAACACGAGCAGCCAAGCUGAAAUCUGAAAAAUGUCUUAAAGAGCAAACAUUGAAAACAAAGUUACGUCGACCAACUAACGAAGAAAUCAAAAUUAAAUUAGAACACGAACAACGACCAUCACAGAUGCAUGCGGCCACCAUAAAUACCACUACAUCGAAACUUGCAGAAUUAACAGUUUCAAGUGAUGAGACGAUUGCAAGGGAUUCAUUAUUAAGUAAAAAAUCCGAUGAAUCAGUUGUUGUUGUCCCUGGCAAACAACCCUCAAUUGUCUCAGUUAAUUCUGAUAUUGAAGAUUUGCCAUCGACAACAGAUGCCACCGAUGUUAACAAACCAACUACAAAGGGACAAAAAAAAUUAUCCGAAGGUGAAGUUCGUGAAAUACGUAUUAAAAUUAAACGCGAAAAAGUCAGUUUGUCUAAUCAAGACGAAGUACCACCACCAGAGGCCCCAUCAGAUGAAUCUGUUUUCAAAGCACCAGAUGCAUUACCAUUGCCAAUACCUUCGGCUAAAAAUGAUAUCACCACGACUAUGGAAGAGUCUUCAAUGGCCAGCAGCAUAUUAUCAUCAACUACAAAUACUACCACCACUGCAGCACCACCAAAGAAGGGACGUAAGAAGAAGGAUGUUGUACACAAACCUAUUAAAGUUGAACGUUUUAGUGAUUUAGAUCCUAAACCAUCACCAAUCUCUUCGCGUACUCGCCAUGGCAGUUUAAGUAAAACUGAGACUUCACCAACAAAUGAGUCUAAACGACCAGCAUCAAUAUAUGAGGACGCAGUUGAAACACCACCGUCUCGUAAUUCAAAGGAAAUCAAUAAUGCUACUGUAUCUAUUGGUGGUGGUGUUGUCAAUGAGACAGUUAAUCUUGGUCCGGUCAUCGAUACCACUAUGAAUUUGGGUCCUAUUCCAGGUGAUGCGACAUUUUGUACUAAUCCAGCACAGACAACAUUCCAAGUGGCUCCCGGUCAGACAACGUUCAUUAUGGAUUCAAAUCCUAAUGCCACCGUUACAUUGAAUAAACUUUCGGGAGCUGGUGCUAUAGCUGAUGCCACCUUUGAUAUUAACCAAGUUUCGAAAGCGGGUAAAGAUAAAGAUGAGGAUACUGUUGGUCAGCGUUCAUUUGAAACUGCUAAAGAUACGUCCAUAUCUAAUGAUGAUAGUCUUUUGACAGAAGAAGAUGAACAGGAAAAACCAAUUGUAAAAACAAAAUCAAAAGUGUCGUCAGCCUCUGCUAAAGCCAAAGGUGCGUCGAAAACAUCCACCUCAGCCAAAGGUACUGGUUAUAAAAUGCCAACACGUACACAAGAAUUGUUCAAUCCCUCGGCUCAAAGUCCAGUGAAAAUGCGAGUAGAAGCAUUUGAAAAUGCGGCUGCAGCUGCAAAUGAACAGUCUAAACGACCAUUGCGCAUCAAAAAGGAAAAUGUAACACCAACGUCUGUUACAACACCAGUUAUUGGUAAAUUACCAGCGCCUGCACUGGGACGUUUUCUCACGCCAACACAAGGUUCCAACCUUACUACUGCCAAUAGUGCCAUCGCAAAGAAGGGCGCUACAAGUGCAUCGAAAGCAUUACCAAUGCCUAGAUCUGCUAAUGCCUCAAGUUUGCAACGCAGUAAUUCAGCAGCCUCAACGAAAACACUACAGCGCGAAAAUAGUGGUGAUGAUUUCCGUAAAGGCCUUCACAAUCUCGCAGAGGAACGCAAAAAACAACGCGAACAGAAGCAUUUGCUGGCCGCUCAACAGCGGGAGGCUAAGGAACGGGAGCGAGCUGAACGUAUGGCCAAAUUGGCAAAGGAGCGUGAAGAGAAACGUAUAUUGAAAAAGCAACAAGAACAGGAACAAAAGAAACGAGAAUUGGAAGAAAUUCAACGAAAGUUACGUCAACAACAGGAGGAAGAGGUAGCCAAAUUAAAGGCGGCCAAAGAACGUGAAAUGCUUUUGCAGAUGAAGCACCAGCAGCAACAAUUGGCCAAACAAAGAAUGAUGCCACCACCACCAAAAACAACCACAAAAUAUACAUUUGAAAUGUUGCACGAAGAUGAUUCAACAGAUGAUGAAGAUAAAGUCUCCUACAAACGACCACCUCCACCAUCAUGGAGUAGAAGUCAUGUACGUGGUCCAUAUAUGUUAAAACAGGAGUAUACACCAUCAGCGUACAUUGACAGUUUCUUCUCUGUACAACCAAUGACACCAGAUCUUAAAAUAAUCUUCCCCAAUAUAGAUGCUCGUCACUUGAAACGAAACUCGAGUGUUCUGUGGUCUACGCCUCCACGCUACUCGGAGCUGCCCAAAUAUUAAGUUUAAGGUCAAAAAAAGAGGAUAACCUUAUAGCAAUUGUUGUAUUAUACAUAAAACAUUUGCCUACAUGUGUUUUCUUAUCGUUUAAAAAUAUGUAGUACGUAACUUAUUUUUAAGUUUAUCAUUUGCUUACAGCUCCACCCCUUCAUCGUUAUUAUAUGUUUAACCCUUUUACAUUAGUUUAUUUAUUGAGCUCGAUUUUGUGGUUUAGACAUGAUGUCUGAACUACUGUAGUUUGAGUUCAAAUUGUAUCAAGGGUGGAAAAAUAGUACCGAGCUAUUGAUGUCUCUGGAAGUUCAAAGCUCUCACUUAUGAUUUGCUGAAAGAAAUCUAUUUUAUUUAUUUGUAUUCAUUUAUUCAUUGUUCUAUAUUUCAUUUAUAUACUAUAAUACUGAAUGUAUAUACAUACAUACUAGUGUUGUGUGAACCGGUUAAUUUAAAAUGAUGACUUUCGGUUAACCGCCAUGUAAACCGAUUUUUAAUUCAGACACAUCGGUUCAAGUCAAGCAUGCAUUAAUGCUCUGCUGAUUUAAAAUGCUCCUUCGAAACAAUUGUUCUAGUACAUAUUACAAUAAUUGUAAAUAGUUGAGUUUACUUACAUAAUAAAACUAUUGAACAUUAAUCAUAUGCAUUGAAAUUCUUUAUAAUUCAGGAUUCUUACUGAUGACUUGGUAAAAUAUAAUUAGAUAAAUGUUUAAUAUACAUAAAUUCGAUUUGAUCAGUGUUUUGUUUUAAGUUUUAUUUUAUUAAUAAAUUGUAAAAUUAAAUAUUUA
This is a messenger RNA of Calliphora vicina (urban bluebottle blowfly), 3711 nucleotides long. It is a transcript of the gene Incenp, whose product is annotated as Inner centromere protein. The record is from RefSeq and is a predicted model, not a curated record. The transcript has 7 exons. Lineage: Eukaryota; Metazoa; Arthropoda; Insecta; Diptera; Calliphoridae. The coding region runs from base 104 to 2938 and encodes 944 amino acids.